AUGGACGGUAAAAAAGGUAAAACUUCGGGACAAAAAUCGGGUCGUAGCGCGACCAAAGACGGUCUUAGUGGGCCUAACGCUCUCAAGGAAAAUCACAAGCGCAUAAAACGAUUAAGAAAAUCUUCGCUUAGUCGGGCACAGCGAGAUUUCGCCGUUUUUAGUAAAGAUAACGGCCACUUUAACAAGUACGAAAACUUAGAGAUGGAUUCAAAUGGUGCCGGGACGGACAAAACUGGUAACAAAAAUAAAGAGCACGUAGUGCUCAUACAAGACGAUGGAACGGACACUCCUCGUGAAAUCGAUCUGGUUCAUAUUCCCAGCAGCUGCAGUAGCAACGAAAGUGAUUCCGGUAGUGCGUCUGUGGGCGAUGACUCAGAGAAACAGACGACAGCAACUUUGGGCGAAAACGGUACAUCAAAUGCACUGGACGACAACAAAGACUUCAUAUCGCUAAGUAUGAGCGAAUCCGAGAGUGAAAGUGACAAACAGGAGAAUGAAGGUGACAUUUCAGGCACCUUCGACUACGACAACUACGACGACGAGUAUCCCAGCAAAUCUCCAACACCAACACCAAAACAAAGACUCAACAGCGACUACCCGUGGAUUCUAAAUCAUGAUCAUUCCAAACAACGCGAAAUUGCAGACUGGCUAACCCUCGAGAUUAAGGAUUUUGUUUCGUACAUUUCUCCAAGCCAAGAAGAAAUUUCACUCAGAAACUCAACGAUCACGAAAAUAAGGUCUGCGAUCAAAGCUUUAUGGCCAGACGCUGAUCUUCAUGUUUUCGGUUCAUUCGCAACCGACCUAUAUCUACCAGGAUCGGAUAUCGAUUGCGUCGUCAACAGUAGCGCGGGUGACAAGGAAAACAGAAAUUGCCUCUAUUCCCUCGCAAGUUUCCUGAAACGACGCAAGCUAGCAACCCAGGUAGAGGUAAUAUCUAAAGCGCGGGUACCAAUUAUCAAAUUCGUGGAACCGGAAUCGCAGAUACACAUAGAUAUUUCCUUUGAAAGAAUCAAUGGUUUAGAGGCUGCUAAAACUAUACGUGGAUGGUUAACGCAGACUCCCGGAUUAAGAGAGCUUGUUUUAAUUGUGAAGCAAUUUCUCUCGGCGAGAAGGCUUAAUAGCGUGCAUACUGGUGGUCUAGGUGGGUUUAGUGUAAUUUGUCUGGUCUAUGCUUUCCUGCAACUUCAUCCCAGGGUUUUAAGCGGUGACAUAAGUACAGAUGAAAACCUGGGGAUCCUACUGAUAGAUAUGUUCGAACUUUACGGUAAGAACUUUGGAUACGACCAUGUAGCUUUAUCAGUACAGAGUGAUAGAGCGUCCUAUCUACCGAAAGACAGAUACCCAAGCUUACAAAAUCCCCGCACAUCAUUUUCUCUCGCUAUACAGGAUCCAGGUGAUCCUGACAACAACAUUAGUCGCGGUUCUUUCAAUAUACGGGAUAUCAAAAAGGCCUUUGCCGGUGCAUUCGACCUUUUGACAAACAGGUGUUUUGAAUUAGACGCUGCCACUUUCAAAGAUCGGGUUGGAAAGAGCAUUCUGGGUAAUGUCAUCAAAUAUCGAGGAAAACAGAGAGAUUUCAAAGAUGAGAGAGACCUGGUUGUCAACAAGGCGAUUGCUGAGAAUGAGUUGUAUCAUCGAAAGCGCGGCAGAAUUGUUCAUAAUGAGCUAUUCACAGAUGUAAGUGACGGGGAGGAAGAGCGCGAUAUAUAUGUGGUGGAGAAGCCGCCAAAGAAGAAGCAGAAAAAGAACAAAAACAAAAAGAAGGACGAACAAUCUAACGAGAAAUCUAGCGACGCUAAAAAACCAUCUAAUGAUGCUUCCAGCAAGUCUGGAGCUUCUUCUUCGAAGAGGAAGAACGUUGAAAGUCUUAUGGGACUAGAAGAGGAUAAUGAGGAAGAUGGGUAUGACCCACUUAGUUCUACCACGGGGUCGUUAGCAGAUGAUGUGAAUAAACCUGAUGUGGUGACGAAAUCGGUGAAUGCACAAACCAGGCGUGAUUACUGGUUGAGUAAGGGUCAAGCGCUAUAG
Lachancea lanzarotensis is the source of this 2028-nucleotide messenger RNA. It is a transcript of the gene TRF5, whose product is annotated as LALA0S13e00826g1_1. Gene Ontology annotation, cellular component: nucleolus; TRAMP complex. Gene Ontology annotation, biological process: RNA 3'-end processing. Bases 1 to 2028 code for a protein of 675 amino acids. NCBI's taxonomy places the organism in Eukaryota, Fungi, Ascomycota, Saccharomycetes, Saccharomycetales, Saccharomycetaceae. The record is from RefSeq and is a predicted model, not a curated record. Gene Ontology annotation, molecular function: poly(A) RNA polymerase activity; mRNA binding. The transcript has a single exon.